UAUCUUCCUCCCAUCACAGCCAUCCAAUCAGAUAGAAUCGAUUAUACAAUACAGAUAUCCAUUCCAUGAAGUACAAAAUCCUCACCGUCGAAUGGCCGGAAAUAAUCUCUAUUUAGCGUCAUAAGCAAUGUCCGUCCGUCCAUCCAUCCGAUACAUUGCAGUAAACCCAUAGAAAACAAGCUCCGGCCCACCGCCGAUUGAUUGAAAACACAUCCAACGUACGAAAAUGAACGAUUUAUUCUCAAGCUCGUUCAAGAAAUACACGGACCUGAAGCAACAGGUCCAACUAGAUGAAAUCGAAACGGGCGUUGCAGUGGUGGAAAUCGGGAAGGAGACGGUUAAUCUCGACCGUUUCUUCGAGGAUGUAGAGAACGUGAAAGACGACAUGCGAGGCGUGGAACGUCUCCACAAACGGCUCCAAGAAGCAAAUGAAGAAAGCAAGACAGCCCACAAUGCAAAAACCAUGAAAGAGAUUAGAUCGCGAAUGGAUAAAGAUGUAGAACAGGUGCUUAAAAAGGUGAAAGUGAUUAAAGGAAAGCUGGAAGCAUUGGAUCGGUCGAACGUGGCCCACCGAAAGUUACCUGGAUGUGGGCCCGGGUCAUCAGCUGAUCGGACCCGUACAUCUGUUUUGGGGGGGUUGGGAAAGAAGCUCAAAGAUCUAAUGGAUGAUUUUCAGAGCCUGCGGUCUAAGAUCACGUGCGAGUAUAAGGAAACCGUAGAACGGAGGUAUUAUACGAUUACAGGUGAGCAAGCUGAUGAAGAGACAAUCGAGUCGUUGAUUUCGAGCGGUGAGAGUGAGAAUUUCCUUCAGAAGGCUAUACAAGAUCAAGGUCGUGGUCAGAUUAUGGAUACUAUAUCUGAGAUUCAAGAACGUCAUGACGCCGUUAAGGAGAUUGAGAGGAAUCUGCUCGAACUUCAUCAGGUUUUCUUGGAUAUGGCUGCGUUGGUUGAGGCUCAAGGACAACAGCUUAAUGAUAUUGAGAGCAAUGUGGCACAUGCAAGCUCUUUUGUUCGACGUGGGACUGAUGAACUUCAAACGGCUAAGGAUUAUCAGCAGAGUUCUAGGAAGUGGACGUGCAUAGCAAUCAGCCUCAGUGCUGGGAUUGUGGUGGUUCUUGUUUUGCCUAUCCUAGCUAACCUAUCUGCACUUGCGCCCAUUGUCUGAAAUGAGAAUGAAAGUGAAAA
Messenger RNA from Magnolia sinica, 1185 nucleotides. Its product is annotated as syntaxin-124-like. Bases 227 to 1165 code for a protein of 312 amino acids. NCBI's taxonomy places the organism in Eukaryota, Viridiplantae, Streptophyta, Magnoliopsida, Magnoliales, Magnoliaceae. The transcript has a single exon. Gene Ontology annotation, biological process: intracellular protein transport; vesicle fusion; exocytosis. Gene Ontology annotation, cellular component: endomembrane system; plasma membrane; SNARE complex. The record is from RefSeq and is a predicted model, not a curated record. Gene Ontology annotation, molecular function: SNARE binding; SNAP receptor activity.